Peromyscus leucopus (white-footed mouse) is the source of this 871-nucleotide messenger RNA. RefSeq names its product zinc finger protein 512-like. Lineage: Eukaryota; Metazoa; Chordata; Mammalia; Rodentia; Cricetidae. The record is from RefSeq and is a predicted model, not a curated record. Bases 315 to 764 code for a protein of 149 amino acids. The transcript has 7 exons.
CUGCAGCCCCCUCUGAAUCUGCUAGGCGGAAGUAGAUGUUCAGAACAGGGCUAGUCGCCGCCGAGACCACAUCCGGGAGAGGCGAGGAGAGCGGAAGUGGCGUUGGUCUGGCCGGAGCCCUUGGGUGAAAUUGUUAGGCGUGGAGGGGGAGUGAUGUCUUCCAGACUCGGUGCAGUCACCGCCACCCCGGGACCCACAGCCUUUAAGCCACAGAGGAGCACCAGGAUCGUGGGAGCUAAGAACCAAUUUUGAAGGCAGGAGAUGAAGUAGAUGAGCCAAGCGAGAGGGAGCGGCUGUGAACAGUUCUAAAGAGAAUGGGAAAGCUCAGGUGCAUGCGUGAGAGUUGCUCCAGUACCUUCACCAGCAUCAUGGGAUAUCUGUACCAUGUUAGAAAAUGUGACAAAGAGGCAGCUGAGCUGGAGAAGUUGACCCUGAAAUGUCACCACUGUGGAAAACCAUACAGGUCAAAGGCUGGGCUUGCGUAUCACAUGAGGUCAGAGCACAGGCCUGUCUUCUUCCCAGAAUCAGGACAGACAGACUGUUUGAAGGAGAUGAGUCUGGAAGCAAAGGGCGGAGGCCGAGUUCAGCGGCGUUCUGCCAAGAUAGCUGUGUACCAUCUGCAGGAGCUGGCCUCUGCUGAGCUGACCAAGGAAUGGCCAAAGAGGAAGGUGCUCCAGAACCUGGUACCUGAUGAUCGGAAGCCAGGAGGUACUGCAAAAGUGGAAGACAGAUAUCAAGAAGUAUCAUCGCAUCCAGUGUCCUAACCAGAGCCAGACCCUCAAUGUAUAAAGUCUGUGUGGGAGAUCCCAGCUGGAUCAAGAACAGAGAGGGAGAACAAGGAAUAAGAGACCAUAAUAAAUGAAGACCACAU